AUGAUCGACAUUGAAACCGGACGAGUAUUCAGUUUCGAAGAGUUCAAUAAGGAAUGUAAUCGAUAUGCAAAUUACUUCCAGGGACAAGGAUUUCGUGCUGGAGAUGUGGUGGCACUUUUUAUGGAGAAUUCGGUGGAUUUUGUUGCGGCAUGGAUGGGACUGGCGAAGAUUGGUGUGGCAACAGCAUGGAUAAAUUGUAAUCUAAAACGUGAACCUUUGGCACAUUGUAUUCAAACGACAUUGGAUGAGACGAUCAGUGCUGAAUUGUUCUCAUGCCAGAAUGUAAAUCUCUACGUGAUCGGUGAUGCGCGAAUGAAUCCACGGUUCAUACAGCUGUCUGAAAAGUUACAAUCUCAACGCACAUUCGAGCCAAAACAGCGUGAUGUUAUCGACUUUAAAAGUAUAUUAUGCUAUAUUUAUACAAGUGGUACAACAGGUUUGCCUAAAGCUGCCGUCAUGAAGCACUUCAGGUAUUAUUCGAUGGUAAUUGGUGCCGCAAAAUCGUUUGGAAUUUAUUCAUCAGAUAGAAUCUACGUUUCUAUGCCAAUCUAUCACACCGCUGCUGGUAUUCUUGGUGUUGGUCAAGCGCUAUGUCGAGGUUCGUGUUGUGUCAUUCGGAAAAAAUUUUCGGCAAGUAAUUUCUGGAGAGAUUGUGUACAAUACCAAUGCACUGUGAGUCCAUAA
Angiostrongylus costaricensis is the source of this 684-nucleotide messenger RNA. NCBI's taxonomy places the organism in Eukaryota, Metazoa, Nematoda, Chromadorea, Rhabditida, Metastrongylidae. The record is from the annotation of a GenBank genome assembly.